GAGAAGCAGACGGACGAUGAAGUCUAUGCGCCAGGCUUGGAUAUCGAAAGCAGCCUGAAGCAGCUGGCUGAGCGCCGUACUGACAUCUUUGGCGUGGAGGAGACGGCCAUCGGCAAGAAGAUCGGGGAGGAGGAGAUCCAGAAGCCAGAAGAAAAGGUGACCUGGGACGGUCAUUCGGGCAGCAUGGCCCGCACCCAGCAGGCGGCCCAAGCCAACAUCACCCUGCAAGAGCAGAUUGAGGCGAUCCAUAAGGCCAAGGGGCUGGUGCCAGAGGACGACAGCAAGGAGAAGAUCGGCCCAAGCAAGCCCAACGAGAUGCCACAGCAGCCGCCGCCUCCACCACCCUCCUCGGCCCCCAACAUGCCGACCAACGCCCCGCCGAUCGCAUCUGUGCCUCGCCCGCCUUCGAUGCCACCCCCUGUCCGCACGACUGUGGUCAGCGCCGUCCCGGUCAUGCCUCGUCCCCCUAUGACUUCCGUCGUCCGCUUGCCGCCGGGGUCCGUGAUUGCCACGCCGAUGCCACCCAUCAUCCACGCCCCCCGGAUCAAUGUUGUGCCGAUGCCACCAACGGCUCCCCCCAUUAUGGCACCGCGCCCGCCUCCCAUGAUCGUGCCGACAGGAUACAGACAGGGACCGGUCAGCGCACCAGCGUUUGUUCCAGCGCCGCCUGUUGCGCCGGUCAGUGCGCCGGCGCCUAUGCCGCCGGUUCACCCGCCACCCCCCAUGGAAGAUGAGCCAGCCUCCAAGAAACUGAAGUCUGAGGACAGCCUGAUGCCCGAGGAGGAGUUUCUGCGUAGAAACAAGGGUCCGGUCACUGUCAAGGUCCAGGUGCCCAACAUGCAGGACAAGACCGAAUGGAAGCUGAGCGGUCAAGUGCUGGUCUUCACCCUCCCUCUCUCGGACCAGGUAGGCACCCCAAGUUUGCCCUAAGCGAAGAACGGUCAGCAAAGGAGGCGCACCCCGUCUCCA
Molecule: messenger RNA, 969 nt
Organism: Sceloporus undulatus (fence lizard)
Lineage: Eukaryota; Metazoa; Chordata; Lepidosauria; Squamata; Phrynosomatidae
Product: splicing factor 3A subunit 1-like
Exons: 7
Biological process (GO): mRNA cis splicing, via spliceosome; regulation of alternative mRNA splicing, via spliceosome
Cellular component (GO): U2 snRNP; U2-type prespliceosome; catalytic step 2 spliceosome
Molecular function (GO): RNA binding
Source: RefSeq, a predicted model, not a curated record